GUUCGGCAAGAAUUGUUUAUGUUACUACUUUGGUGAACAAGGGAUUUGUAGUUGUCACCGCUGGACAAAUGAAGUUGAUCGGUGCGUAGAAAACAUUAACUUUCAAAUUUGAAAUACUUUGUAUUCUCUAACUGGAUGGAAACCACUGGGUGCCAGUUUGUAAUAUGCAAUAUGUGGUCAUUCAUCAACUCAAACAGAAUACAAAUUAAAUGUGUAGUGUUUAAGCAUUUGGUAGUCUCAAAUACAUUGUCUGGGCAUUAGUGUUUUUAAAGUUGAUCAUUUUAGGUUUAUCGUUUUUUCAUACAUCUCCAUUUAGCCUAAUACGCAUGGAAGCACUUUAAUUGUGGAACGUCUAAAAUGGUGUGGCACAAGGUGAGGCUUCUGUAAAAUAUUUAUGUCAGCUCGAAGUCAAGAACAGUCCAUAGAAAGUCCAUAGAAAUGUGUUUCUUUCUUGUCUUCUUCAAAGUUCUCUCCAUGAGAUUCCAGUCCUCCGCGCGCACUUGAUCUCGGCGGGAGGAAGCGGACCAAAAGGAAGAUGGCCAUCCACGCCGAGGGUCUCGUGGCUAUCGUGAUCUUCUACCUUCUGAUUCUGGUUGUGGGGAUCUGGGCCGCGUGGAAGAACAAGAACUCCGGUGUAAGCGAGAGCGGAGAUCGGAGCGAGAGCAUCAUGGUCGGGGGAAGGGACAUCGGAUUGUUCGUUGGUGGAUUCACAAUGACCGCCACUUGGGUGGGUGGGGGUUACAUCAACGGGACAGCAGAGUAUGUCUACCUGCCAGACUACGGCCUGGCUUGGGCACAGGCACCCUUUGGUUACGCUCUCAGCCUGGUAGUAGGUGGCCUUUUCUUUGCCAAGCCCAUGCGUUCACGUGGAUACGUCACCAUGCUGGAUCCCUUUCAGCAGCUGUAUGGAAAAAGGAUGGGCGGCCUGCUCUUCAUCCCCGCACUCAUGGGAGAAAUCUUCUGGUCUGCAGCCAUUUUAUCUGCCCUGGGUGCCACUCUGAGUGUGAUCGUGGACAUCAACAUCAACAUGUCAGUGGUGAUCUCAGCCCUGAUAGCUAUCUUCUACACACUUGUUGGAGGACUCUACUCUGUUGCAUACACAGAUGUGGUCCAGCUCUUCUGUAUCUUUUUGGGCUUGUGGAUCAGCGUGCCUUUUGCCCUGUCCAAUCCUGCGGUGUCGGACAUCAGUGUUACAGCCAAGGAAGUAAUCUACCAGUCACCCUGGCUGGGGAAGAUUGUGCCUGAAGACAAAUGGCUCUGGGCGGACAACUUCUGUUUGCUGAUGUUGGGGGGGAUUCCCUGGCAGGUCUAUUUUCAACGGGUUCUUUCUGCCUCUUCAGCUACCUACGCCCAGGUCCUUUCCUUCCUCGCCGCCUUCGGUUGCCUGGUCAUGGCCGUACCCUCUGUCCUCAUAGGAGCUAUAGGGGCCUCCACUGACUGGAACCAGACUACUUAUGGGUCCAUCCCUCCGAAGGAUAAGGAUCAGUCAGACAUGAUCCUUCCCAUAGUGCUUCAGCACCUCUGCCCGCCCUACGUCUCCUUCUUUGGUCUGGGGGCGGUGUCGGCUGCGGUCAUGUCAUCAGCAGACUCAUCCAUUCUCUCAGCCAGCUCCAUGUUUGCCAGGAACAUCUAUCAGCUCGCCUUUCGGCAGUCGGCCUCAGAUACUGAGAUUGUUUGGGUGAUGCGCUUCACCAUCUUUGUAUUUGGAGCGCUUGCCACUGCUAUGGCUUUGUUAACAGGAUCUGUGUAUGGCCUGUGGUACCUGAGCUCCGACUUGGUCUAUGUCAUCAUCUUUCCCCAACUUAUCAGUGUGUUAUUCGUCAAGGGCACCAACACCUAUGGCUCUGUGGCUGGCUAUAUAUUUGGUCUUUUGCUGCGCAUUGGUGGAGGGGAGCCCUACCUCAAACUCCCUCCUUUCAUCUACUACCCUGGAUGGGUGAACCAGGAGAGGAUCCACCAUGUCACUGGGGAAGUAGAGCACUUUAUCCAGCAGAGGUUCCCCUUCAAGACUAUGUCCAUGCUGGCAUCCUUCUUGGCAAAUGUGGUCUUUUCUUACCUGACAAAGUACCUAUUUGAAAGCGGUAUGUGGUCACACAAGUACGACUUCCUGGACGCCGUGGUGUCCAAGCAUAGCAAGGAGAUCAUGGACAAAGCCACGCUGGUGAGCAACCAAGAUAACAUCAUUCUUUCCGAGAUGGCGCCGGUCAAGCAGGCCCUGGGCGCGUCACUCGCUGGGACAUUCAUCAACACUGAGGUCCUCAGUGAUGAUGGGCCGUCCAGUCCAGAGGCUUUACUCAAUGAAAACUAGGCAACAAAGGCACAAAGAAAACUAAACCAAGGAAUUUGAAGACGAAGGAAUAAUCCAAGAGGCAUCGACAUUCUUCAGGAAACUUGCUACUGCCGCACCGGAAGCCAAAUCAACAGAAAUCUGCUGUGGCUUCCGAGUGACUCCACAAGUUUGUUUUAUGCUGAUUAUAUGGUGCCUCCUUCUUUUUUAAGAUUCCAGGACGUUGAUUGUCAAUCAGCUGUGUCAAGCAUACCAUACUCAUGCUUUUUUUUAAAUCGUGAUUCUGUGAAUCUAUUUUAAUUUAAGUGCUACGACAGUGAUCAGAAGGACUUUCAGGGGAAAACAAAGAGUGAAUGCAGUGGACAUUGACGUCUACAACGGUUUGCUGGGGGUAAUGAGAAUAGUGCAAUAUCUAACCAAGGAGUUGUGUCCCUGUCAUGCGUGUCCAUGUAAUAGCAGUGUGUGUGUGUGUGUGUGUGUGUGUGUGUGUGUGUGUGUGUGUGUGUGUGUGUGUGUGUGUUGAUGAACAUGCACAUGUGUACACAUUCAACAAAGCAGUGAAUGCUCCAGAACCUUUUCAGGCUUUGAGUUGUAAGUUUGCGUAAAGUAAAUGUAUUAAUAGAGCAAUAAUAUUUGUAGGAUCUAUGUUGUAUAGAUACGUAGAUACAUUGAACUGAAUUUGCAAGUUACUGUCAUUGAUUUUUUGAUUUUUUUGCUAAUUUUGUUUCAUGCUCACCUUGCUCUUAAAUUUCCUCUCAUAAUCGCUAAUCCCAGAUACAGUACGUGUUGAAUUAAGAACCACAUGCCGUCAUAUUACUUAACCCUUGACUCGCCAAACAGAAGGUUGAUAUUGGAUGAUUCUGCAGACUACGUUCAGUCUUUAAAAAAUGUAUUUAUGUUUGAAAUCCAACAAUAUCCCCAUGUUGCAACGACAAAAUGGCUGCGGUAUAAUCAAGUCCAAUAUUCACUCUCCUUUUAGCUCUGUUUUGGUCUCCACUAACUCCUGAGUUAAAUAUGUGGCUCCUUAGCUGCUAAAUACUCCACUAUGUUCACCAGCUAGUCGCUUACUAUGACAGGUAGUGUACAGCGGGUUUAUCAAAGCGUUUUGUUGUAAAGAGCUGCCUCAAGGGGCAGCAACGAGGUUGAUGAGAGCAGUAAGAGUAAACCAAAAAAACUUAAGUUGUGGGCCCGAAAACCCCAAAACAAUGGCCUGAAGGACUCUACUGUGGGUGAUAAUUAUCUGUCAUUUGAUAGUCAUUAGUCAUUUAAUCAAUCUUUGAUCUAUUUUAUUUAAUAGAAAAUAUUGAUUAUAUCAGCUCUAAAAAAAUAUAUUGGUCAUUUUUAAACAUAAAAAUGGGACACACACAUGACUCUUUGUUGUCAAAGUCAAACACAUUAAACAUCCUCCACUAUCUUGAACUCUACACUUUUUGCACUGGACGUAAAACGUGCAGAGGAACCUGCAGAAUCCUCAUGUAUGGAUGUAAUUCCUUAAGAACCUCAGAUUUCAUUACACACCACCCUGAUAAAUAUCCAUUAGAAACCUGUUUUUCCUGUGUACCUUCUAAGCAGCCACUGGCUUUCAUUCAUUCCCAUGCGUUGUGAAAAUCAAUUUGAAAUCUUAUUGUUUGGCAAACUUAUGAUUGUGUCGUACAUCUUCAUCGUACUUCUUUGAAUUAAUAUGCAUUUACAACAGCAUUACCACAUUACAGUAACAUUGACAACAAUUAAAGCACAUUUGAUCAUUUUCAUAAAUAAAUGAAUGGAACCCAAUGGCAGCAUGGAAAGUAUGACAAUUCAGAAAUCUAAAACACUACAGUAAGUUUUGAAAAUGAUUGCCAUUAAUAAACAGUAUACUUCCUUGGUAUCAUUUUAAAGGACUGAUAUGAUCCUUUAAAAUGAUCACACAAAAGCUCAUUUGAAACAGUGUGUGUGCCUAUGAUGGUUUGUUUGCUCUUCCUAAACCUGUAUUGACUGGCCGGCCACAGCAGGUUAGCGGAGACAGGAAAUGAUUGUUUCUCCCAGGAUGGUGUCGGUAGCACCGGUCAUUAUUGAUCCAAUCCCAAGUCGAUUAGCCCUGCGGACAUUUGAUUAAUAAAGGUUGAAACUGCAGUUUUUAAGGGUUUGUUUGACAGUGUGUCAUAUACAGUGAUGAAAGUUACUGAUAGAGCACCCUCACACAAAUUCUCCAAUGUCAGUCCUCACAUUUCCCCAGGUCUGGCUGUUUCAAACUACCUGGCGCGCUGCUUCUCUGUAUGGCCCGAAUCGUGUAAAGGAGUCACUUUAUGAAGUGAUGUUUUUGGCUUGUGUUACGUGUUACUGUUGUCCAGUUGACUUCUCUGUGUUUAUGUUGUCUAACAAUUCCCUGUCAGAAUUGUUGUGGUUUGUUGGUGUUUUAUUUUAUCUAUGGACUCGCCUUAAUGCAAAGGUCAACCAUGGACAAUGACUGGGUUUGGAAACACUGGCAAAAAGUGACCACUUAUUUAGAAAUCAUUUUUCAGUUAAAGGAUCAGGCUGGUGACAUUCUGUAUUUUAUUUAUUGUCAACAAUUAAGACCAAAACUAACAAUGUGUCAGUCUGUCUUACAGUAUUCUCUGACUUCCCGACCAUAUCUAUAUCUAUAUAUAUAUAUAUAUAUAUAUAUAUAUAUAUAUAUAUUCUGACUGAAGACAUACAUCUUUAAAAGGAGAUCAUUAAUAUAUAGUGUCAUUUUCUUUUAAGGAACAAUUUCCUAACACAGUUGGGGCACUGUAGUUUGCAGAAAACACUACUCAAACAGGACUAAAUGGUGCAUUUGUUGGGGACUAUUUCCAUGUGGAUUAAUACACAUUGGACAUCCUAUUGGGUAUUUAUGGCAGCAGUAGGUAUAGAACUUUAAACAACUGAAAGUGCUAAUGGUAAUCUUAAUGGAGGAAUAUGUCAAUGAGUGUGGCUCACUGAUGUGUUUUCACUAGUUUAUUGGACAACAGAAGAGUUCUAUAGCACAGAAAAAACAAGCUAAUAUCAGGCUUUGGCUGCUCAGACAAUACUUGUUAGUAGGAUCGAUUCAUUGUUGAUUUUGGUCUUUUCAAGCAAUUUGGUGGCAAUAAGAAAAAUCUAGUAUAACACCAGCCUUAUCCUUUAAGGUGGCAUAUUGGCCUUAUAGUUAGUCUUUAGAGUAAAGGGGACUUGAUCCCGGCAUGCAGCCAUAUCUGCUGAGAUACAGUAAGACACACUAAAUCCCAACCUGAUCCUGUCUCGUCCCUAAAGCAUUAAUAACAGCUGAGGGAUUUAUGAUUUGCCACCAAGGCGACGUCAGCUUCAAACUGAAUGGGGUGACUGCUGGUCUGAUGCUAUGCAAAGUGUCAGGCAAUCUCAUUGGACUUAAAUGUGAAUGUAAACUUUCCUCCUCGUCAAAUAAGCUUCAUAACGAGUGUGCCGUAGCUUAGGUUCAUUCACAAACCUGAACACACAAAAGAUUCUAUCAGCCGUUGAACUGGCACAUUUGUGGAUAAAUGUCGUAAAUUGCAAUGAUGAUGUAUUUUUGUGUGAUAAAUGUAUAUACCAAAAGCAUUGGAACAAAUUAGUCUACUUUUAAAUGCAGCAUUGAAAAUGAUGUUUGUUGAUAGGGAAAUACAGCUAUUUAUUUAUUCAUGCAGUGUCUAUAAGAGUAUAGUUGUAAACAUAUGUGAGGUCAGUUGAAUAAAUUAUAUUAUUUAGCACAGUCAUGGUUUUCUCUCUCCAUAUGUAUAUACUUGUACGUAGUAUUUUAAAUUUGACAUGUUUUGUGUGUGUGUGCGUGUGCGUGUGCGUGUGAAGGGUUUGAUCUAAGGGUUGCCAGCUACUUAGACGCAUCAAUCAAAACGCCCACCUCAGAAUCGUAUAACUGCCAAAACUGUCAGGGCUGUCAAUCUCUCUUUUUCACACACACAUACACACACACACACACACAACGUCACUGAUCCCAAUAUGACUAUGCCAGUC
Messenger RNA from Perca fluviatilis (European perch), 6250 nucleotides. Its product is annotated as high-affinity choline transporter 1-like. Lineage: Eukaryota; Metazoa; Chordata; Actinopteri; Perciformes; Percidae. The transcript is spliced from 8 exons. Bases 536 to 2308 code for a protein of 590 amino acids. Gene Ontology annotation, molecular function: choline:sodium symporter activity. Gene Ontology annotation, cellular component: plasma membrane; dendrite; synapse. The record is from RefSeq and is a predicted model, not a curated record. Gene Ontology annotation, biological process: synaptic transmission, cholinergic; transmembrane transport; choline transport.